Messenger RNA from Trichoplax adhaerens, 471 nucleotides. RefSeq lists its product as uncharacterized. The record is from RefSeq and is a predicted model, not a curated record. The annotation marks the transcript as partial. NCBI's taxonomy places the organism in Eukaryota, Metazoa, Placozoa, Uniplacotomia, Trichoplacea, Trichoplacidae. The transcript has a single exon.
AGACCGAGUAACUUAUCGGCUAAAGCUCAAACUUGGUCAAGCUAUCGGCAUUCGAAUACAAUAAAAUAUUUAAUCGGCAUCACUCCGGCAGGAGCAGUUAGUUUUUUAUCGUCAGGUUGGGGUGGUAAAGUAUCCGAUAAUGAAAUUACAUUACGAUCUGGAUUUCUGGAAAAAUUAAAUCAAAACGAUGUUAUCCUUGCUGACAAGGGAUUCUUAGUGAAGAAAGAAUUGGCUUUAAGAGGCGCUAUAUUAAAAAUUCCUUCCUGCAUAAGAGGUAAAAAGCAAUUACCAGCAAGAGAAGUUGAUCAGUCAAGGGAAUUAUGCCAUGUUAGAAUUCAUGUUGAGCGUGUUAUUGGUCGACUUAAAAGAUUUAAACUAUUACAGACUACAAUACCUAUAUCACAAGUGCAGUUAUUAGAUCAUGUUAUGAUUGCUGUCGCAGGAAUAGUCAACAUGAACCGCAGCAUUAUU